CAAGAUCCAAUAAUUAAAUAUGGACAAACUCAAAUUCGUGACGGCAAGGAGGCAUACAUAAAGGUGCCUAGAUUCUCCUCAAGAGUCCCCAAUUCCUUUGCCCCAGAAAUUCUAAAGUCCGAUAUUGCAGCUCUUGGAGUUAAUAUACUCGUAGCAUUUCCUCCCGCUCUAGGAGGAUACAAUGGAUUCAACAUCAUGUCAGGAACAUCCAUGUCAGCCCCUCAUGUCGCAGGAAUUGUUGCACUCCUCAAAGCUGCACAUCCUAAUUGAUCUCCAACAGCUAUCAAGUCUGCACUCAUGACAACAGCAUGGAACGAGGACACAUAUAAAGGUGAAAUUUUUUCACAAGGAGGUGGAGGAAAACUUGCUGAUCCAUUUGACUUUGGAGGUGGCAUAUGUAAUCCAAAUGGAGCAGUGGAUCCUGGCUUAAUCUAUGAUAUGGGUAAAAAUGAUUAUUCGAAUUAUCUUUGUAGUCUGCGUUAUAGUAAAGAUAGGGUUUACAAUGACACUACCUAUAAAUCCGAUGCAAAAAAAUCGUCUUCUUCAGCAGGCAUUGUGUGUCCCAAAGAAGUACCAUCAAGGUUGGAUAUGAAUCUCCCUUCAAUAUCUAUUCCAAAUCUCAAGGAUUCAGUUACUAUCAAGAGAACCGUUACUAAUGUUGGGAAUGAUAACUCUAUAUACAAAUUAGUGGUUAAACCUCCGAGAAAUGUUGCAAUUAAAGUAACUCCAGAUGUCUUGAAGUUUAAUGCCAAGAGAAAGAAGAUCUCCUUUAAGGUAAAGAUCACAUCUACUUACCAAAGAAGUGGUAAAUUUACCUUUGGAAGUUUGGCAUGGAGUGAUGGCAAGAAUUUUGUUAGAAUUCCUAUUGUUGUGAGGAAGAAAGUAGAUGGAUAAAGAAAAUGCACCAACUUAGCUUGGGAGGUAUGAGGUGGAGCGAUGACAUAAAUCAUGCUACAAAGGAAAAAGACUUGGUCAUAAUGUACAAGGGUGGAUUUAGGGGGGCGAGGGUGUUCAUCCGAACCCUCUCGACAUAAGAAUACAUUGUCUAUACAUAGAUAUUGAGUCCCCUCAACACAAGACUAGAGAUUAGCUUAAUGGUUUAGGGAAUUCCAAAUUGACCUGAGAUUUCAAAUUCAAAUU
Messenger RNA from Capsicum annuum, 1140 nucleotides. RefSeq names its product subtilisin-like protease SBT3.8. Gene Ontology annotation, molecular function: serine-type endopeptidase activity. Gene Ontology annotation, biological process: proteolysis. Bases 298 to 894 code for a protein of 198 amino acids. NCBI's taxonomy places the organism in Eukaryota, Viridiplantae, Streptophyta, Magnoliopsida, Solanales, Solanaceae. The record is from RefSeq and is a predicted model, not a curated record. The transcript is spliced from 3 exons.